Messenger RNA from Artibeus jamaicensis (Jamaican fruit-eating bat), 4214 nucleotides. RefSeq names its product TNF superfamily member 18 (gene TNFSF18). The coding region runs from base 1533 to 2138 and encodes 201 amino acids. The record is from RefSeq and is a predicted model, not a curated record. The transcript has 4 exons. Gene Ontology annotation, molecular function: tumor necrosis factor receptor superfamily binding. Gene Ontology annotation, biological process: tumor necrosis factor-mediated signaling pathway; T cell proliferation involved in immune response. Lineage: Eukaryota; Metazoa; Chordata; Mammalia; Chiroptera; Phyllostomidae.
UGAAAACUGCUAGACUAUUCAAAAGUUUGAUGUUUCAUCAUUGCACACACUCUUUUUGAAAUCUCUAACAUUCAUAGAUAUUCGCACUUCUGAAUAUUUGUUCCUCAUGUUUCCGAAUUCCUUCCAGAAAUAGUGUGCGUUCCCACCUUUGUCCUCUCAAACCAUCCAUUUCCAACUUUUCUUCUUACUAUUUCUACUUGUCUAGAGCUUUCCGUUCUUUGAGGCUCUGUUCUCUGUUACUCACCUUGGCACCCGUCCCCCUGUGCAUAAGGUUUUAAUCUAGUCGGGCAGAAAACGCCUUGACACCUGUGGCUUAUUUUCUAACCCCCUAAACUCUUAGCACAGUAGCCAGCCAAUGGUGAACGUUCAACAUCGAUUUGCUAGUUGGACUUAAUCGAGAAAAUCUCAUCCCAAGGAUGUGACCCAGGGCCAGGCCAUAAAUGCAGAAGGGCACAUUUAGUGCUUGUCACAUCCUGAGGUGUCAAUUCUGAUGGCUUGCCUCAAAGAGAUGCCAGGGGUGACUCACUCCUUCAGAAUAUCAGAAAGUGUUCCCUACUGUCACUUGUUCUAACCUGAAGUUUCUUCAUGUUUGAACCCUGUUUCAUGAAAAGAGGAAUGUAUUGAGAUAAGCCAUCGUUUUCAGACUUUUACAAGGUUAACAUAAUCCGAACAUACCAGAGCCGUCCCUUGGUCAAGGGCAGAAGGAGGCGCUGGAUUUUCUUUGGAAGAGUUCCCCAUUUGAAUGAACAUUUACUGAAGUGACUAAGCAGGGGGUUUAAUUCCAACUGAAUUCGGGGAGGAGAGGGGGAAAAGGAAGCAGACCAGAGAAACUGGAGGAAACCAUGUAACUUUUCAGUGGUCAGUUUAAAGCGUGGGGCGUGGGCAGGUGCACUUCAGGCAGGAUACAAACACCAAAGCCGUGGGCGCUCUGCAGCGCCCCUCCUGUCAGGGCAUUACUCAUUACGUCACCCCAUGGAGUUCAAAGCCAGGAGAGCACGGUGGUGUUGCAUCAUUAUUGCGGUGUGACUCUGUGAGUCUUUUCUCCAGGGAUAGUUUGGUAAUCGGGGUGAAAUAAAGCCCAGUCCAAACUGCACAGCCACAUUAGAAAACAGUGUGGUUCUCAGGGAAGGCAGUGGGGUUACAAAAGGGGUCACACGGUUCCUGCUGUUUCCCAGCCAUCGUGGUGGGAGGGGCCCCUCCCUACGACGACGUUCUUCUUAGCUUCCUCCUUUGGAAACAAAUAGUUACAUCUUCAGGCGUUUGUUCCGAUUUUUAAAAUCUUUAACUUUCCGUUAGAUGAAAGAAAAAAUUAUCUUCAAAAUGCUUUCAUCUUACCUCCUGUGAUUUACAUGAACUUUAGCUGAAAUACACCCAGUGGUAAAUAUUUUUUAAAUCAUCCUUUUUAUGAGGUUUUAUCAUUGAUACAUCCUUCACCACAUUGUGAAGAAGGGUGGGGAAGAGAGAAAUAAUCAUGAAUGCCUCUGCUGAGACAAGCCUUUGACAUUUAUUUCAUUCUCCAAAAAGCCUUGUGAAUGGGGAGACAAUCUCCAUUUUACAAUGAAAGAAACCAAGGAGUCCAGCGCCAUGCUGAGGCCACUGAGUGGAGGAUGAGUUUGGAACACAUGGAGAAUAUGCCUUUACACCAUGCAACUCCCUCAGGAGCACAGAGGCCAGGCUGGAAGCCGUGGGUCUUCUCGGUAGUUACUGCGCUACUGGUUUGCUUCUUCAGUGCCGGAGUCUUCUAUCUUCUCCUAUUCAAGACUGUUGGCGAGCCCUGUGUUGCUAAGUUUGGACCAUUACCUUCAAAAUGGCAAAUGGUAUCUCUCGAGCCUGCUUGCGUGAAGCAGGUAGCUGACUGGAAGCUGCAGAUACUUCGGAAUGGCUUGUAUUCAAUUUAUGGUCAAGUGGCUCCCAAUACCACCUACAAAGAAACAGCUCCUUUUGACGUGAGGCUCCGCAGAAACAAAGGCAUUAUACAAAGCAUAACAAAUAAUGCUUCAAUCCAAAAUGUAGGAGGGAUUUUUGAGCUGCAUGAAGGCGAUACAAUAGACUUGAUCUUCAACUUUCAAUACCAGGUUCUAAAGAAUAAUACGUACUGGGGGAUCUUACUGCUAGCCAAUCCCCAGUUCGUCCCCUAGAGUCUUGAUUUGGUCUCCCCGUCCUCUUCAGCACCUACCAAGAUGCUGGUGCGUGGGUUGGAGGAGGCAGGUUUUCAAUGUCUACAGCUUGGGUGCACAAAUCAACAUCCCAACAAACAGAACUCCUCUGCCUAUGAAUUUUCACCUCUCACGCUUAUCUGAAAGAGACUCAGAGGAAGGGCCAAGGGCAUUUGGUUACCCCUGACAAUGGCGUGGCAAAGACACUAUUCAUUCAUGGUAAAAUGAACAUGGGUGGCCAAAGGGCAGAAGCUCCUCGAAGAGUCUUUGUCUGAUCUUUGAAUCCCUGGGUGGAAAAAUGAGGUCUUACUCUCAUGGGAGUCUCACCUAGCAUGCUAAACGGAUCUAGCUCAGCAGCCUCGUCUUUUUCUCAUACUCUUGGGCUGUUUCACUUUAUUUUUCCCACACUGCCCUCCUCUGAGGCCCUGCUAAUAAUGUAGUCAGACUGGUGGGGUGGCCAACAGCACCCCACUUCAGACGUGAUGACAUUAGAGGAUAGAGAACAUUCUAAAGAACUAAUGGAACAGAGGCACAGGUGGCAUGGAAUGGAAUGCACUUUAUUCGGGGAAACUCCUCUGAUUUUAUCAUCCUUAGGAUGCAGGGUGCUUCAUAGAGCCAGCCGGUCGAAGGGGUCAUUCUGUGCCUUCACACAAGACUUCACGAGAUCUUGUUUGAGUGCGCGUCUAAACAUCGUCGAUGGUAAAGACAGAGCAAGCACUGGUAAUCACAAGGUCCCACCCUGGAAAUUGGCACUACCAGCGCUGUACGGUGUUGUGGAAGGAUUUCAUGUAUUUAGCUGGCGCUUCACAGUUUACAAGGUGCUUUCGCAUAUCACAGGGCAACUGGUUAUUAUCAAUUUAAUGGGGCAGGCAUUUGCGGCACUAUUUUAACAAUGAGUAUACAAAGGCAGGUGACCUGUUUCAAUCCACAGAACUAGUGAUUAAUGAGGCCAGUGGGCCUCCCACUGUAUCACUGCCUCAGCUUUAGAGUUGGCAUUUCCGCCAUCACUUUAAGCCAAUAAAGUUUGACAGGUUCAACUUUCGGGAGGUGUAGUCCCUCUCAGCCCAAGGUGGGCAGUGGGGAGCCUCAACAGAUCUCUCCUUUCUUGGCAAACUUCUUUUCCCUUCCCUGCCUGGAGCAGGGAGCACCGAGGAGUUGCUCAGGGAGAACUCCAACCAAAUCCUCGUUUCCAAGAGCCUGCCUUGAUCAAACAGUUACCAGCUCAACUCAGUGGCAGCCUGCCCAGGUCUGGGACUCUGUUACAACCUCCUUGUGGACUCUUGUUGAAAGCUACAUAACAUGAUUACGUAUUUACUGAAUUUAAAAUAUUUAUGGAUAUUUGUAAAAAGCUACAGUAUAUUAAUUAAUAGUAUCACGCAUAAAGCUAAUUUAAAUCUAUUUGUAUCAUGUGUAACAGAAAUUGCUCUGAGAACAGGGUGAGCCCGAGGCCAAGAGGUUUCUUAGGAAGUAUUUUUCUAAACUUCUGCUGAGGAGCAAGAGGGGGAAAGGCUUCUGUACUUUGUUCCUCUUGCAUUUACGUACCGUCUCAGGAAAUUUAAGUUAUAGCACAUAUUUAUGGAAACUUGGUAGAAAUGAUCUUUGUGAAAUUAUAAGCAGCAGUGUGCUGGAAUAGGCUGCCACUAAUUUGUGGGAGCUGAUUGUUCAAUUUUUAGAAGUUUUUUUUUCCAAUCUGGUUAUUAUUAAAUACUGCCCUCCUUGAAACUGGCCACAGAGGGGCUAUUUGUACCAUGGAAGUUGGCAAGCAUGACAAAUCAGAGCUUGGUUUAGUUUGGUUUUGAGAACUCAUUCACCCCGGCAUACCACUGUUUGUCAAACUGUCCUUCUCAAUGAAACUGUAUUUGCAGCAAAAGCCUCACAUGACAGUAAUUUCUCAGGGAAAACAGAGGUCUCAUUGGUGGCAGCCAGAGAUACAGCCACCCACGGAUGAUCUUCAGAUGUCCCUGGUGGUGUGAUUUCAGCCUUUGUUUUCGAUGCAUACUCUGCUUCCUUGUUUCCUCGAGUAGUUUCCUACUUUUAAACCUGUAAUAAAAUAUGUCU